This is a messenger RNA of Guillardia theta CCMP2712, 666 nucleotides long. RefSeq lists its product as hypothetical. NCBI's taxonomy places the organism in Eukaryota, Cryptophyceae, Pyrenomonadales, Geminigeraceae. Bases 1 to 666 code for a protein of 221 amino acids. The transcript is spliced from 2 exons. The record is from RefSeq and is a predicted model, not a curated record.
AUGAAAGCCAAGGUCUCCGCAGGUGUCAAUGACCGCAGUAGCUGGCUCGCGUGUACUGUCAUGGGACGGCCAGGCUCGGUUAGCAGCCUGCACUCUUACGACCUUCCCUCGCUGUCAUCGUCGUCACGAACCAACUUUGCCGCGUCUGGCGGAGCACUGAUCAGUGCGACAGGGAGCGGGUUCGGAGUGCAUGGCGUGAGUCCGAUGAUAGCCGUCGGGGACACGUACGCGAGCAGCAACGUCUGGGUCUCAGAGACCGCCAUGAGGGGUCGGCUGGCACCAGGGGUAGGGGCGGAGCUUCCCAUGAGAGCGCUGGUAGGGUGCUGCACGACGGGCACGAGCACCCAGGUGUUCUCGUUCGACAAGCCCACGGUCAGCAGCAUUCAGCCUGCGUACGCAGCGACGACAGGUCUAGCAUUGCUGUAUCUAGCGGGCAGGAACUUUGGCACCUUCGACAGCACGGUGUCGAUAAGCGUAGGAGACACCAAGUGCACGGAGAGCACGUAUGUAAGCAAUCUUGUCUUGUCUUGUCUUGUGUCGCCAGGAGUGGGAGCCAGCCAAACUGUACGGGCUACCGUGGGAGGUCAGGUAGCCGAGUCGCCGGUGCUGUUCUCGUACAUGGGGCCGACGGUGCUUGGGAUAGGGAAGGAACUUCGGGAGCUUUGA